Messenger RNA from Manis pentadactyla (Chinese pangolin), 2427 nucleotides. It is a transcript of the gene SNX10, whose product is annotated as sorting nexin 10. Gene Ontology annotation, biological process: intracellular protein transport. The transcript is spliced from 7 exons. Bases 154 to 759 code for a protein of 201 amino acids. Gene Ontology annotation, molecular function: phosphatidylinositol binding. Lineage: Eukaryota; Metazoa; Chordata; Mammalia; Pholidota; Manidae. The record is from RefSeq and is a predicted model, not a curated record.
AUCGCGGGGAGCGCGGGGCUGCGCUCGUGUGCGCUCCUGGGCGCUCGCCGCCGCCGCCGCCGCGCCUUUGAGUCAGCAAACUCCGCCGACUGCCAGCCCGCCGGCCGGGCCCUACCGGGAGGAGCCGUCCAUUGAUUGUGUCCUGCAGUGAAGAUGUUUCCAGAACAACAGAAAGAGGAAUUUGUAAGUGUCUGGGUUCGAGAUCCUAGGAUUCAGAAAGAGGACUUUUGGCAUUCUUACAUUGACUAUGAGAUAUGUAUUCAUACCAAUAGCAUAUGUUUUACCAUGAAAACAUCCUGCGUACGAAGAAGAUACAGAGAAUUUGUGUGGCUGAGGCAGAGACUCCAAAGUAAUGCACUGCUGGUACAACUGCCAGAACUUCCAUCUAAGAACCUAUUUUUCAACAUGAACAAUCGCCAGCAUGUUGAUCAACGUCGUCAGGGUUUGGAAGACUUCCUCAGAAAGGUCCUACAGAACGCACUUCUGCUUUCAGAUAGCAGCCUUCACCUCUUCUUGCAGAGCCAUCUGAAUUCAGAUGACAUGGAGGCUUGCGUUUCUGGGCAAACUAAGUACUCUGUAGAAGAAGCCAUCCACAAGUUUGCCUUGAUGAACAGACGUUUUCCUGAAGAAGAUGAAGAAGGAAAAAAAGAAAAAGAUAUAGAUUAUGAUUCAGAAAGUUCAUCCUCUGGGUUUGGACAUAGUAGCGAUGACAGCAGUUCACAUGGAUGUAAAAUGAGCGCAGCUCCACAGGAAUCCUGAAAAAUAAUUCUAAUGUUACCAUUUUAGGAAUAGCAAAUUAUGUCCAGUCAUAGAGAAGAAAGCUUGCUGAUAAUAUAUUCUUACCUAAAGCUCACUGUCAUGAUAUUAGGUAUUUAAAUUAUUAAAGGUAUUGGGUUGUUUAUUAGUGGUAUUUUUAUGUUGUCUUAUUUUGCUAAGCUUCUGUAAAAAGCUAAAAGCCUGUGAAUGCAAUGCUUUUCUUUAUAGGCAAACAUUACUGGUAAAAAAAAAGAUCCUUAAAUGAAAUGAUUUAUAUGUUUAAAGAAACCUACUUAGUUUUAUUAAGUUUUAAAAGAUAGGUAAAUAUGUAGCAUUUAAAAUCCAGAUGGAACAUUCUUUCUUGUAUCAAUGGGGCAGUGUUACUGUAUACACAGCUAGUAUGAUCUUAUCCACCGUGCAGACUGACAGCGGAGACCAGACUGCCUCUUUCAGACAUGCGGCUGAUAUUUUGUGGGUACCUCUCUUGCACUGGGAAAAUGCUUUGCUUUUGGGCAUUUGAAAUAUUUUAAGUUUAACCUGCCAGUAUUCUAUUUCAUGCUUAGAUGGAAAAUGUAUAUUAUGAAUAGAGAUAUGUUAAGAUAAUAUUUACAUCUUAGAAAAAAACAGAAAAAGUGCUAGUAAUUUUGCUUACAUUUGCAAUAUAUAGAUUCAGAAGUACAUUUUCAUUGUCCAAAAUCAGCUUUAACACAUGGUUUCUGGAAACAAAUCAUUUGUUUUCAUUAUCAUUGUGUAAUUAGAAUUACAGGUUAAUGAUUUAUUUUCUGACUAAAUGUGCAAUUUCUUAUCACUAGAUAAUUUUCGGUGUCAGUAAUGGUUACUUAUUACAUAUGUUUAAGUUAGAGGUCUUAUAAAAUUAAUUUUACCAGCAAACGUUUCCAUAAUUUAGAAAAGGGUAUCAACUUACUAAAUUUCAGAAUUUAUCAUUCAUUUUAAAAAAGCCCUUUCUUAUAAGUAUAAUUUAAUAAAAUGUCUUUUUUUCCCCAUGCUUAAAGAUACAAUGUCUUAGAUAAACUACACUGAACUUCAAAUUUCAGAUGAGGCAGCAUGUUCCUGAGAUUUCCACGUUUCUUCCUUGUUGAAUGGUACAAAAUAUCUCUGAAACUAACAGGAAGAUAGAUAAUUUCCCAUAACUGAGAUAACGUGUUGCUUUAAUUAAAUGUUACCUCCUUUCAUUUUAACUAGGAGUUUAAAAGUUAUUGUAUUAUUAAAAAGUCUUUGGAAAUGCUGUAACUAAGAACCCACAGAAAAAAAAUUAAAUUUAGAAUAAGAAUGAUUUCCUUAAUUUCUUCUUGUUUUAUGUUUGGUCUAAAACAUUAUUGAACUUCCAUAAAUAUUUUGAUUUAAUGUAUCUUAAAUUGUGUUAUUUUACCAUUUAAGACAUUAUUUUAAUACAGGAAAUAAAGCAAUUUCUUUUUGUCUUGCUAACAUAUAAAGUUUGCUAUCCAGUCAUUUGAGUGAUCCCUAGAUCCUUGGCAAUAUGUAUUUGAAUUCAUGUUAUUUCUGUUUUUUAGCAGUUUGGAAAAGCCUGUAGUGUGCCACUAAUUGUCAUAUUAUUUUUAGAUGAUGUAAGAUAGCCAUCAAUACUGAUACUACUGUGGUGUGUAAACUUCACGAGAAUCAUUGUUUUCACAUUAAACAUGAAAAAAUCAA